AAAAAAAAAAAAAAAAAAAACUUUCCUCGAAAAUAAAACGAUUUUUAUAUAUAAUUUUAUUUUUCUCCUCUCUUCAAAUCAAAAACCAGAAUAGAUCAGCGGCUCGAAUCGUUUGAUUCAUCAUCGUAUUAUUCGUAUUCAAUCCCGUUUCCGAAUCGAGAUUCGUAUUUUCUUCUCCGAGAUUGAAGGAUUCGAUGGAGAAUCGAUUCAACUGUAACCGAGAAAUCUAAGAAGCUACAGUAUCCGCGGAGGGAUUGAGUUUUUUUUCCAUGUGCAGUAGUAAUAAUCCAGAAAUAAUCAGAUUCGCCAUGGAUUCCGGUUCCGUGAACUCAUCCUCCGUCACAAGUCCAGGCUCCAGCUUAAACGACGAGUCUCACCGAGUGAAAUUCCUCUGCAGCUUCCUAGGCAGCAUACUGCCACGUCCUCAGGACGGGAAGCUUAGGUACGUAGGCGGAGAGACGAGGAUCGUGAGCGUGACGAGGGACGUCACCUACGAGGAGCUGAUGAGCAAGAUGAGGGAGCUCUACGAGGACGCGGCGGUUUUGAAGUACCAGCAGCCUGAUGAGGAUCUUGAUGCGUUGGUCUCCGUUGUGAAUGAUGAUGACGUGACGAAUAUGAUGGAGGAGUAUGAUAAGUUGGGGUCAGGGGAUGGUUUCACUAGGCUUAGGAUCUUUCUGUUUUCGCCUUCUCCGGAGCAGGACGGUGGUGGUGGUGGUUCUUCGGGUUAUGAUGAUCAGAGGGAGUCUGAGAGGAGAUAUGUUGAUGCUCUCAAUAAUUUGGUUGAAGGGACGGAUUUUAGGAAGGUGCAGCAGUAUCCUGACUCGCCGAGGUUUAAUCCGAAUGACGAUUUUUCCGCGGUGGAACCGAUGUUUAAUCAGCUGGCUAUUGACAGUGGGAGUCAGAGGGGGAAUGAGAUACCUGUGGGGCAGUAUAGUAAUCUUCACCAGCUUAGGAUACCUCGUGUUGGUUCGGGGCAGAUGCUUGCGCCGAGGUAUGGUGAAGUAGAAGGAACAUGGAGUCCUUACUAUUCUCCUCGGCAUCAUGGUCAUUUUCAGGAGUUUCCGUCUUCGCCUUCGUCUGCUCGUUACCGGAUGCCGUAUGGGGAGGUUCCUGAUAAGGUGUUUGAUAGAAUGCCUGAGGAUUAUGUGAGACCAGGUCAUCAUCCUUUGUAUGAGCACCAAGGAGGACAGGUUCCUGAUAAUGUGGUGUGGGUCCCUGCUGGAGCUAUGCCACUUGAGAGUAAAGGAGGUUUUCCUGGGAAUGUACUUCAUGGUGGUCCAAGUGGCUAUGAAGGGGGUAAUAUAUGUGAGAGCUGUCGUGUACCGUUUCAAAAGAACCAUCAGCCGUUUGAGCAGAGUAAUGGAUUUCAACCGGUUCCUUCUGCUCAUUGUGCACAGUGUCCACCCAAUAGGGAGACUUUCAUGCUUAACGCUGACCCAAAGCCUCCUACCCCUCAUGGGGCUUAUGCAAAUGAGACUUUCGGGCAUGAAAGAGGAUGGAUGGCUCAACAACAGGUGAUUCCUAAUCCUAAUCCUCUACGUAUUGAUGAAGGGAAUGCUGGAAGACCAAGUGAUCAUUACACUCUUGAUGGUCCUGGGAUGAAUUAUCCGUUUGGCCACCGACCACCACCUGAAAUUUCCAAUGAAGGGUUUCAUGAUAAACCUCUUGGUGGCAUUCCCUUGAACCCGUCCAACCCUUCUGCUGAGGAACGUGGGUUUCACUAUGGGAAUAAUCUGUAUGCUCCAGGACCCGAAAGUAUUCACUCAGCAAGUCAUAGCCACAUCUACCCGCAGCAAAAUAUUUGGCAGAAUGUUCCGAACCAUAUAACUGGUGCUCCAGGCUUGCAAACUGGUACUCCAGGCUUACCUAUGCAGCAAGUCAAUGGCACAGCCAAUCAAACUGUUAUCAGGAAUCCGAUAGACAGUGCUCCUAGAUAUUCUAUUGGAGUGGAGAAUCCAAGUGUUUUAGUCGGUUCUCCGCAGAACAUUUCAGGCUUUGAUGCGAUAUCUUCUCCUGGCCAGCCUUAUUACCCAAAUCCCCAUUUUCAAGAUAGAGCCUUCCCUUUAGACCCAAAUUGGGUGCCAUCUGAGAACCAGGCUGUGCGUAGCGAAUAUCUACAGGGGCUUAAGCCUUUAUCAGGGCCCAUGCUACAGACAAACCUCGGUACGCAAACACCAGACUGUUUUGAAGUGGUGAGGCCGGUGGAAAGCAAGGUUCCUCAGGGAGGUGAACAAGUUAACUAUGUUGAUACUGGUGUUUCAGGUGUUCCCUGCCUAGAUAAGCCUCAACCCUUAGCCGAAGGAAAGAAUGAUAUGGUAGAAGUUAGUCCUUUUGCUGCUUCUCCUGAAGGGGGUGAGCUAUCAGUCGAGCGUUUGAGUUUCUUGCCGGAGUUAAUGGAGUCUGUGAAGAGGGCGGCACUUGAAGGAGCUGCUGAGGUCAAAGCUCAUCCAGAAGAAGCCAACGAUCCUGUGAGGCCGGACUUAGUGGAAAACGAAUCAGAGCAUGUGAAUGCUCAAAUCGAACAUGAGGAUUCUGAUAGCGACAAUCCAAACAAUUUUAAGAUUGAGCCAACAAAGGCGGAGGCUGAAGCUCUAUCUAGAGGACUUCAGACUAUAAGAAAUGAUGAUCUGGAGGAGAUCCGAGAGCUAGGUUCUGGAACAUAUGGAUCUGUUUACCAUGGCAAAUGGAAAGGCUCAGAUGUUGCAAUAAAGAGAAUAAAAGCCAGCUGCUUUGCAGGCAAACCUUCUGAAAGGGAACGUUUGAUAGAAGAUUUUUGGAAAGAAGCUCUGUUACUGAGCUCAUUGCAUCACCCCAACGUUGUGUCUUUCUAUGGGAUAGUUCGUGAUGGUCCUGAUGGUUCACUAGCAACUGUCGCUGAGUUCAUGGUUAACGGAUCUUUGAAACAGUUCUUGCAGAAGAAAGACAGAACUAUUGAUCGUCGCAAAAGACUCAUCAUAGCCAUGGAUACGGCUUUUGGGAUGGAGUAUUUGCACGGAAAGAACAUAGUUCAUUUCGAUUUGAAGUGCGAGAAUCUUCUUGUGAACAUGAGAGAUCCUCAGCGUCCUGUGUGCAAGAUCGGUGAUUUAGGUUUAUCGAAGGUGAAACAGAAGACUUUAGUGUCAGGAGGUGUUCGCGGGACAUUGCCAUGGAUGGCACCGGAGCUCUUGAGUGGCAAAAGCAACAUGGUCUCUGAAAAGAUCGAUGUUUACUCGUUUGGGAUUGUAAUGUGGGAAUUGCUCACUGGUGAAGAGCCUUACGCAGAUAUGCACUGUGCUUCUAUAAUAGGAGGUAUAGUGAAUAAUUCAUUGCGUCCGAAAAUCCCACAGUGGUGUGAUCCUGAGUGGAAAGGAUUAAUGGAAAGUUGUUGGGCAUCCGAGCCAACAGAGAGACCAUCCUUUGCUGAAAUAUCUCAGAAGCUCAGGACUAUGGCUGCUGCUAUGAAUUUAAAAUAAAAGAAAUAAAUAAAAAGAAGAAUAAAGAUGAUGAUGAUGAUGAAGAAAAAAGAAGAUGGCGAUGGUGCAGGGCUUCUAUUUACUUGGGUUUUUAUAAAAAAGUAUUAUAGUUAAGCCUAUUUUUAAGUUUACCACUUGGUUUUGCGGUUGGAACGCAAAUACUAGCGUUUUUAUGGGGUAUAUAUAAGUUAAAUCUUGAAUUUAGAGGAUUUUGUUAUGGAUCAAGCAAUUUGUUUGUUGCUGCACUUUGAUGAUCUUUGAGCUCUUGUCUCUGGUUCAUAUUGUUUUCUUCUUUCUAUUGGGGGUGUUAUUUUUGGGUGUUUGUAUAUAAACCUGUGGUUGCAGUUGCAGACCGAUUACAUGUUAGAUUAGUCUUUCCUUCUUUGUAAUAAUGGUUAAG
Molecule: messenger RNA, 3852 nt
Organism: Eruca vesicaria subsp. sativa (arugula)
Lineage: Eukaryota; Viridiplantae; Streptophyta; Magnoliopsida; Brassicales; Brassicaceae
Source: the annotation of a GenBank genome assembly